UGACUGCUCACUAGUCACUCAUUCAAGGAAAGAAAUUGUCAGUGUCAGUCGGUCGGUCAACUUUGCUUGUUUUGAGUUGCUGUCUUCAUUUCGUAACGACUGUUUUCUCUUCGUGGCGAUCAAAUAUUACUGUGAUACAUUUAAAUAAAAUAAAAGUAAAUAAAAAUAUGCGCUUCUUCGUGUUGUUUUCAAAAUUAGAUGUUGAAUUUAUUAUUUUUCCAAGAAAAGAACAUUAGUGAUGUGUAUAACUGUGAACAGGUGAUUUCAAACCAUAUGCUUCAAAGUUUACGAUACAAUUUUUAAAAAUCUGAUGUGGGAAAACAGUGCCGAGUUGACGGAUAUCUUUCUUCUUUUAAAUGAAAGGGAAAAGUUGUUUAUCCGAUUCGCAGAUGAGUAAAGAUGUCAACAGAAGGGAGUGGAGAGACACCUUCGACUGUACCAAGUUUGCCGGGGGUACCUGAGCAAACGUAUCUUUUUCCUAAAGUGAAAGGACAUUCGAGAUCCAUUAGUCAUGGAGGGACUCCGAUGCUGGCAGGCAAUCCUGCGGCAUCUAGGCCACCGCUCAAGUCGGCUAUGCGUGGUCAUCAACGAGCGCUGUCUCACGGACAAAUCGGCGAAGGUCCACGCGCUGCGUCUGGGCCGGGCCACAGUAGAACUGGCAGUAGGACCGAGUUCAUAUUGCCGCCGGGCCAUCGAGAUGCGGCUCCAGCGAGUGCGCAGCCCCGGAUCACUUCCGUCAGAGGCCAUCACUCGCGCCAGGCUUCCCGAUCGGACUCUAUCUACACCUUACGGCGCGCCUCAGUCGUGGCGCCAUGGCGACGCGCGGUUUUCUGGCUCAUGCGGAGACAGCAACCUGCCAUUGACAAUAGGCACCUCAUUGUCAUACCAAAUCAUUUGGUCCCUGAUAAAACACCACCUAAAGACCAUCCCAAUGGUCAUAGAUGCAAUAACAAAAUCAGGACUACCAAAUACACAUUGCUGUCUUUUUUACCUAAGAAUUUGUUUGAACAGUUCCAUAGGAUUGCGAACGUGUAUUUUAUAUUUAUAGUGCUACUGAACUGGGUGCCUGCUAUAAACACAUUUGGCAAAGAAGUGGCUAUGCUACCAGUGUUGUUUGUGUUAACAGUGACUGCUAUUAAGGACCUUUUCGAAGAUCGCAGGAGACACAUGUCCGAUAAACGGAUAAACAACUCUUUCUGUCGAGUCUACAAAAAAUCAAUGGAAAGGUACGUGCGAAUGAAAUGGAAGGAUGUGCGAGUCGGGGACCUCGUGCACUUGUCGAACAACGAAGCGGUGCCGGCGGACAUGGUGCUGCUGCAGUCGUCGAACCCUCUUGGCAUCUGCUAUCUCGAUACAUGCAAUCUGGAUGGAGAGACAAAUUUAAAGCAGAGAAUCGUCGCUCCAGGCUUUAAAGAAAAGCAACUCGAGUUCAAUCCAUUAAAAUUCAAAAGCACGGUGGAGGUGGAGAGACCGUCAACGAAAAUAUACAGAUUUACUGGCACAAUAUCACAUCCGAACGGAAGAAGAGUUCCUUUAAAUUCAGACAAUCUACUUUUACGAGAUUGCACUAUUAAAAACACAGAUUACGUCGAAGGAAUAGUCGUCUAUGCGGGACAUGAAACAAAGGCUAUGCUCAACAAUGGUGGGCCGAGAUACAAAUGUUCCAAAUUAGAAAGAAAGAUGAACACAGACGUGAUUUGGUGCGUCUUAGUACUGUUGUUUCUUUGCUGCGCUGGCGCCGUCGGAUGCAAAGUAUGGUUCGACCACUACUACCCAUAUCUUAAUAAGUUUACGCCGUUCAUUCCCUAUGCAGAUAAACCGACACACGAGGGCCUGUUAAUAUUCUGGACGUACAUAAUAGUACUACAGGUCAUGAUACCGGUCUCUCUAUAUGUUACAAUAGAAAUGACGAAACUAUUGCAAGUGUAUCACAUACAUCAGGACGUCGAGAUGUACGACUCGGUAACGAAUACGCGAACGGAAUGUAGAGCGUUAAAUAUCACUGAAGAAUUGGGUCAGAUUAGUUAUUUGUUCAGUGACAAAACUGGCACGUUGACGGAAAACAAAAUGGUAUUUCGGCGAUGUACAGUGGGGGGAGUGGAUUAUGAUCAUCCGCCUGGUCCUGAUGCCGAGCCUUCGGAGGAGCUCCCCCCUAUAGUCACACCUAUUACCAAAGUAUCACCCAAUAGAAGAAUGCUUCAACAUUUACUCGAUAGCAAUGACGGCCAACAUACACAAAAAGUCCGCGAGUUCCUACUGAUUCUUGCCGUGUGUAACACCGUGGUGGUCAGCCAACCUCACGUUGAUUCCUUAAGUAAUUCCACCACGAGCGAUCAAUUUCGAGCCCAGAAGACCUCCAGAGCAAACGGAACCCUACGAUCUAACGAUAAAUACGCUCGGUUGACUGAAUCCAGAUCGACGACGCCGUCGCCGCCGCCGUCGACGACAUCGCCCUUACGUAUUCGACUACCGAAAUUGCCAUUUGGAAGUAGAGAUGAUAAUUCUAGUGAGCCGAGUACAUCUGCGGAAGUACAAUUGGCACGUUUCGAAGCAGAAAGUCCUGACGAGCUAGCCCUGGCCGAGGCGGCCUUGGCCUACGGCUACGAGCUCAGAGGCCGAGCGCCUGAUGAGGUGGAACUCGGUGUGAGGGGCGAGUUGACCAAGCUGAAGGUUCUAAGAGUACAACAGUUCGACUCCAAUAGGAAGUGCAUGUCGGUUGCUAUGCGGACUCCAACGGGACAGGUGGUGGUGUACGUGAAGGGCGCGGACAGCACGGUGCUGGGCGCGCUGGCCCCGAUGCGCGCGGGCUCUGCGGAGGCGGGCGCGUACGAGCGCACGCGCGCGCUGCUGUCGGAGUACUCGCGCGCCGGCCUGCGCACGCUCGUCAUGGCCAAGCGCACCAUGCAACCCGCGCUGUGGGAGGAGUGGCUCGCGGGACACAACCGCGCCUGUGAGAUUGCGGAAGGACGGGAGAAGCGUAUCCGGGAGUCUCUGGCGCGGCUCGAAAGCGCGCUCAGCCUGGUCGGCGCGACGGGCGUGGAGGACCGGCUGCAGGAGCACGUGCCGCGCACCGUGCGCGCGCUGCUCGACGCCGGCAUCGUCGUGUGGGUGCUCACCGGGGAUAAACCGGAGACCGCCAUCAAUAUUGCGUACUCGGCCGCGCUGUUCUCGCAGAGCGAUAGACUGCUGCACCUGAUGUCCAGGGAUAAGGAGCACGCAGAGUCCACAAUCAAGAGUUACCUAGAAGGUGGUGUAGAGGGCGGCGGUCGCGCGCUGGUGGUGGACGGGCGCACGCUCACGUACAUCCUGGACCGGCGCUCGGGGCUCGUGGCGCCGUUCCUGUCGCUCGCGCGCCGCUGCUCCGCCGUGCUGUGCUGCCGCGCCACGCCGCUUCAGAAGGCGUACAUCGUCAAGGCAGUUAAAGAAGAGCUGGGAGUGACGACGCUUGCCAUAGGUGAUGGAGCAAAUGACGUGUCCAUGAUCCAAACGGCUGAUGUUGGCAUUGGUCUCUCGGGCCAGGAAGGCAAGCAGGCGGUGAUGGCGUCGGACUUCGCGCUAUCCCGGUUCAAGUUCAUCGAGCGGCUGCUGCUCGUGCACGGACAUUGGUGCUAUGAUAGACUCGCCAGGAUGAUACUCUACUUCUUCCUUAAGAAUGCCACAUUUGUGUUCCUAAUCUUCUGGUACCAGUUUUUCUGCGGUUUUUCAUCAUCUGUGAUGAUCGACCAGUUGCAUUUAAUGGCAUAUAAUCUUAUGUUCACUGCAGUUCCUCCUAUUGUUAUUGGUGCCUACGACCGUGUAGCGCCAGCCGCUCUCCUAACCGAACGCCCGGGACUAUACAGCGCGUCCCGUCGCGGACUGGCCUACCGCGCGCACUCGUACUGGCUCGUGCUAGUCGAGUCGCUAUACAUCAGUGUGGUGAUCUUCUUCGUCGCGGCCGCUUCGUACUGGGACACGGACGUGGAUAUAUGGGCCUUUGGGGACUGUAACAUGACUGCUUGUCUAGUUGUCAUGUUGAUGUAUGUCGCUAUUGAGACGAGGAGCUGGACGGUGAUCCAAGUGGUGGCGCUGGGCGGGUCGCUGGGCUCGUUCUUCGCGCUGACGCUGGUGUACCAGGCGGUGUGCGUGUCGUGCUUCAACCUGCCGUCCACGUUCCGUGUGCUGCAGCACGCGCUGGCCGACCCGCUGUACUGGCUCGUCGUCGUGCUCACUACCGUGGCCGCGCUCGCGCCCAGGCUGGCGGUGGCUGCGGUGCGCAACUCGUGGCGGCCGGGCGCGGUGCGGCGCGCGGUGGCGGCGCGGCGCCGGGCGCGCUCGCGGCUGCCCUACGCCGCGCACUACCACACGCCCACCGCCUCCGCGCACGUCUACAGACCAACAGAUGAAGACGGCCUUCAGAAGAGCCAAUCGGAAGUGGCGGCGAUAACGUGACGGUGAAACUUGAGCGUUUGUUACAGAUUUACUUACACGCGACUCGCCCGCGCGGGACAUUCAAACCUAGGCUGUGAUCUGUCGAUAGAAUUAUUGUAUAGACUUUACGUGCUUUUAUACUAACGCGGGACCAAGUCGUCACGUCUCAGAGGACGGAAAAAAUUCAACGAUGAUUUCAUAAAAUAUAUACACUUUGUAAAAGUUAAACCGACGUUCGGUGGGCAUCCGAUUAGGAUUUGCAAUAUUGUAUUUAGUUUUAUCAACUUCGACUCGACUAAUGUACUUACUUCGCCGCAAGGCGGAAUCGAAAUUGAAUUCCAGUUUUUGCUUGCCAACAUGGCGUCGGCCAAAAGUAAUCUCAUGCCAAUGUUCGAUCUCGGCGGACGCGAGACCGGUUGUAAGCCCGGUUUUAGGUGUUCGGAGGAAAUGUAACGCGAGUGAUAUUAUGAAUGCUGAUAGAUGGUGUAUUUUUGUAAGGAAGUGUUGUCGGCUUCCCUCGUGUGUUGUCGCCUUAAAGCCUUGCUUUCUCAUAGACUGCACGCGUCUGGGCCACCCUUUACUUGGACGUGAAACAUGCACUAAUUACUAUUUUAUAUAUAUCAUUAUCAAUUUAAUCGACAUUAAAAUGAACUUAACCAAGUAUUAUUAUGCCCUGCGAUCUUAAAUAUUUUUGUUUCAUUUUUAAUGUAUUUCUGUAUCAGCGUUUACGUAGUCAGCAGUAAAUAACUUUAUACUAUCUUAAUGAGUCAUAUUUCAUUUAAAUUUUAAAUCAACAUAAACAAGUGAUUAACAAACCAAUGCAUCUAAAUUGAUAUUUAAUUUUUUGUUGAAUUAAUUAAAAGCUAAUAGUAAAUUAUAUGUACGCUACAUAUCAGUACAUCAUUAGUCUGCGUGUAGUUUGAACCUUUUUAGUACAAUCUAAUUGUACCGUUAGUGUUAUCGUUUUCAAAACAACACGUAAUAAAAGUGCCUUUGAAUACAUAAUUACUGCAUGUCUCACUCCCAAGCCUCUGCCUACGACUAGAUAUUUCCUAAAGAUUUGACUAUUUUUAAUACUGUUUCUAGUUAUUGUAAAUACAUACAAAUUAUAUAUUUCUACAUUGACAAUGAUUGUUAUAUGUACAGUAGGAUAUUUUUUAUAUUUAAUAAAUAUUUGUGUAAAUAACUUGUAUGUUCUAAGACUGUUGUUUAUUUAAAGCUUUUAAUUUGUUGAGUUAAAUUAAACGAAUAGGGUAAAUGCUGAAGUAUGUAUUUUCCAGUCAUUUGAUGAGUUUGCUGAUUACAGAAUGCCCGAGGGCGAUUCUAAUUUCUUGCCAUAAACACGAGUAUUCGCGAAUGUUUACACUUGAUAACCACAUUGUGAAACUAAGAAAUUAAACCGAAUCUUUAUUUACAAAUAUUAUGUUUUUGCUUUAUUUAUUUCGUUUUUGAUACACGCGAUGCCUAGGACUUUGUUCGAAUAACUGAUGAUAAUGUUGCAUACACCUGUUAUUUGCACAGGUAUUUUACGUAAAGUUUGAUAUACAUAUAAUAAAUUAAAAAAUAUUGUAUUCUAGUUACCGGCGCGUAGUAUUCGGAUUAUUUAGCAGUAUUUUUAAAUUAUACCUAACUAGUCUUGUCAACGAAUGUUAGUAUUUAUCCAGCAUUUGUUAUUUAAGUUAGUCUUCUAAAAUUAUCUUCCAUUUAUUAAUUUACAUAUAACAAGUAUGCUUUGAGCGUUUGUUUGUAACAUCUCAUAUGCAGCUCUUGCAGUGUACAGAACCAAUGUCGGAAUCUAUGUAUCACCUGAUAUUAGACAGCACAGAAGAGCACAGUGAUGACUAGAAAAUACAUUAAUAUUCAAAUGUGUUGUUUUUAAAUAAUAACAAAAUAUUUAAUUUUUAAAAA
This is a messenger RNA of Colias croceus (clouded yellow), 6315 nucleotides long. RefSeq names its product phospholipid-transporting ATPase VA. The transcript is spliced from 16 exons. Gene Ontology annotation, molecular function: magnesium ion binding; ATPase-coupled intramembrane lipid carrier activity; ATP hydrolysis activity. The coding region runs from base 400 to 4428 and encodes 1342 amino acids. The record is from RefSeq and is a predicted model, not a curated record. Gene Ontology annotation, biological process: phospholipid translocation. NCBI's taxonomy places the organism in Eukaryota, Metazoa, Arthropoda, Insecta, Lepidoptera, Pieridae. Gene Ontology annotation, cellular component: plasma membrane.